This is a messenger RNA of Lachnellula hyalina, 720 nucleotides long. It is a transcript of the gene RPB5, whose product is annotated as DNA-directed RNA polymerases I,II,and III subunit. Gene Ontology annotation, biological process: DNA-templated transcription. Gene Ontology annotation, cellular component: RNA polymerase II, core complex; RNA polymerase I complex; RNA polymerase III complex. NCBI's taxonomy places the organism in Eukaryota, Fungi, Ascomycota, Leotiomycetes, Helotiales, Lachnaceae. Bases 1 to 720 code for a protein of 239 amino acids. The transcript is spliced from 2 exons. Gene Ontology annotation, molecular function: DNA binding; DNA-directed RNA polymerase activity. The record is from RefSeq and is a predicted model, not a curated record.
AUGUCCAACGAAGAGGACCGAGAGGUCAAACAGCGAGAGGCAGGAAACAGGGAAACCGCACGACUUUGGCGCGCAUGGCGGACUGUACACGAGUUGGUUCAGGAUAGAGGUUAUAUCCUUUCCGAGGCAGAGGUCAAGAUCAGUCUAGAGGAUUUCAUUCACAAAUUCAACAGCGGCGACGGCAAUAUCGAGAAAAAUCGCAUGACCUUCACCGCACACCCCAGCGAUGAGAUGGUUGCCCGCUACAGCAACCCAGUUACCGACCGCGACCCCAAACCCGCAGCUCCUGACGUUGGGCCCAUCAAGGUUAAAUUCGAGGAGGGAGACUCCAUCGGUAUCAAGAACAUGCGCAAAUUCGCCCAAGAGCUCACACAAGAAAGCUUCCACACAGGCAUUAUGAUCACGAGCGUCAAUAUCACCCCUGCGGCUCUCAAGAUCAUCCCCGCGGUAGCGUCCGAGACCAGGAUCGAGACAUUCCUGGAGGCGGAUCUGCUGGUCAACAUCACACACCACGAACUAGUGCCCAAACACGUUCUGCUUAGCAAGGAAGAGAAGUCGGCGCUAUUGCAGAGAUAUCGGUUGAAGGAGACACAGCUCCCGCGUAUUCAGGUUGGUGAUCCGGUUGCGAGGUAUUUGGGGUUGAGGCGGGGUCAGGUGGUCAAGAUCAUUCGGAAGUCUGAGACAGCCGGGAGAUAUGCUAGCUAUAGGUACACGGUCUGA